This is a messenger RNA of Archocentrus centrarchus (flier cichlid), 2270 nucleotides long. It is a transcript of the gene sox4b, whose product is annotated as SRY-box transcription factor 4b. Gene Ontology annotation, biological process: positive regulation of transcription by RNA polymerase II; brain development; camera-type eye morphogenesis. Lineage: Eukaryota; Metazoa; Chordata; Actinopteri; Cichliformes; Cichlidae. Gene Ontology annotation, molecular function: DNA-binding transcription activator activity, RNA polymerase II-specific; RNA polymerase II cis-regulatory region sequence-specific DNA binding. Gene Ontology annotation, cellular component: nucleus. The record is from RefSeq and is a predicted model, not a curated record.
AGGCUACGCUGGACUGAAGUGUUGUCGAGUUCACUGCGCAUCUCAGGAGUGAAUUAUUUCUUGCACUGGUUUUACUCGGCGCAAACUGUGAAGAGGGGGAGAAAAGAGCUGAGUUUGCUUUAUAGUGAAUCAGAGGACCAAGGAGAGAGGGAGAGAAAAGCAAGUACACUGCUCUCCCUCUGUGUGCAUAACUGGGCAGCAUGGUGCAGAAAAUGAGCCACACAGAGAGCACCACCGAGGCGCUGUCCUUUUUCGCCGGGGAUUCGAGCUCCGACUCCGGGGCAUGCAUGGAUCUCGAAACGGCAGCUUCGCCUCUCUCCCCGGGCUCUACUGCUUCUUCGACCGCCGGCGACAAGUUGGGAGACAAUCCGGCAUGGUGUAAAACUCCCAGCGGCCACAUCAAGAGACCCAUGAACGCAUUCAUGGUGUGGUCCCAGAUAGAGAGGAGAAAGAUCAUGGAGCAGUCUCCGGACAUGCACAACGCUGAGAUCUCAAAAAGGCUGGGGAAGCGGUGGAAGCUGCUCAGAGACAGCGACAAGAUCCCCUUCAUCAGAGAGGCGGAGCGGCUCAGACUCAAGCACAUGGCGGACUAUCCCGACUACAAGUACCGGCCAAGAAAGAAGGUAAAAUCGAGCGCAUCCAAGCCCAGCGCAGACAAGGGAGAAAAACUUAACAGUAGCUCUAAUAACACCAGCACUAAGACAUCCUCAUCUUCGAGGAAGAACGGAUCCAAAUCACCCAGCAGCAGCAAACCCCACAAAUCACUUUUCGGGAGCAGCAGCAAUAGCACCAAAGCAUCACUGUUUGCCUCUGAGAACCCAGCAGAGCACCACCCCAACUCUCUCUACAAGUCCAAGUCUAUCUCCUCAGUAGCCAAGCAAAUACCGGAAGGCAAGAAGCCCAGGCGAGUAUACGUCUUGGGGAGCAGCGGGGGCCAGCUUAGCGUCAGCCCGGCGUCCUCCGUCGUGGUCCCCGCCAGCCCGACGCUCAGCAGCUCGGCGGACUCCAGCGACCCGCUCAGCCUGUAUGAGGACGCGGCCAGCGGCAGAGAGGAGGGUGCCGACUCCCCCGGCAGCAGCGGCAGCUUGGGCGGGUCUUCGGAGCGCCACGGUGGACACACAUACAGCAGUCGGCGGGCUUCCUCACCUACCCCCUCCGGCUCUCCCUCCUCUGCCUCGUCCCAGUCCUCUUCGUCUUCGGAGGAUGAAGAGUUUGAGGACGACUUGCUCGACAUUAACCCAAGCCCUAGCUUUGAUAGCAUGUCACUGGGGAGCUUUGGCUCCUCGGUGCUGGACAGGGACUGGGAUUUGAACUUUGAGUCCGGUUCCGGAGGGUCCCACUUCGAAUUCCCCGACUACUGCACACCAGAAGUCAGCGAGAUGAUCUCCGGAGAUUGGCUGGAGUCCACCAUUUCCAACCUGGUGUUCACGUACUGAGAAAAGCAAGAAACGUCAGGUAAUAUCCUGCCAGCAAAAAUAAUAAUAAAACGAGACCACAAACAGAAACAGGGACUCCUGCCUCAGUGGGCGCAAUAGUUUGUGUUAUAGGUUAACUACAUCAGACUAUUAAAACCCCACUGAAACUAGUCCCCGUCCCUUCUUGCCCAAAGAGGCAAGAGCUGCAAAUCCUUGGAGAGCUAAACUUUAAAGCGAAUAACUGCUUUUUGUAGGUUACUUUUCUUUGGAUGCGUCGACUGUGGGACUUAGUACAAACACGAAAGUGAAGGGAGUGGAAAAAAAAAUGAGAAGAGAAAUGGAAGAGACUGAAACGCUCAGUCCUGGACUGUUUUGAACUGAACAACUUUACUGUGAUUGAUUUGCACGUCAUGCGGUCCGCCGUUCACUUAAUCAAUGUUGUUGGCGAUUUAACAAAAGAGAGAGGGAGGAAAAAAAGACAUUUCACAACUUUUUACCAAUCGCCAGGUGAACUUCACCACUAAAAAGGUACAGAAAUGGGACUGCCGUGCGACAUUUUUGUUGUGGUGUGUCACUAAGAGGGAUUUUUUUUUUUUUUUAAAGUGAAACCAAGGUGGGUUGGAGUUUUUUUAAGUCGACUAUUUUCUCAAAAGGAAAAAAAAAAAAAGCAAACAAAAAACAAAAACAGACAAAAAAAAAAAAAAAAGGUUAAGCAUGAUAGCCUACUUUGUUCCUAUCUUGUGCUGAGAUUUUCUGUGAGACUGUCGAGCAGUUUAAAAACUAGUAUUAGGGUUAUUUAAAUGGAUAGGUGGCGCUCGCUUCGGUUCUUCUCUUUAAAAGAAAGGAAAAAAAAAA